AUGUUUCGUUCCCAUUCCAACGCCAUCCGCCCGUUCGUCACGGUAGCAAAUAAGUACUCGCGCAUGAAGUACGCCAUUGGCAUGGUUGGAUCAGACAUGCAGCUCAACGACAUGCUCCAAUAUGUCCACUUGGUUGAGAAAUGGUUCUAUCUGACAAACGAGACACGCAAGUACUACCUCGUACCUGGCGAAAAGAAACCAAGACGAACGAGCAAGUGGUUUAUUACGCAAGUAAUGUUCCUGAGUGCUGUAGUUCGUCCGGGCGCAAGUCGAGUCGCCGGUACCAUGGAAACCAAGUCCAUUAUUGUGACCAAGGACGUAUACCGUGCCUUCCUUGUGGAAAAAUUCCUACCUUCGAUCGUCGCCGUGUGGCCCCAUUCGUCAUCGGCCAUAAAGCUUCAACACGACAACGCACGGGCGCACGUUACCUCAUCCGACGCGGAAUUGACGUCACUAUUUGGGGAAUUCAAGGCCAUUUGGUGGGAUUUUGAGCUCGCUCUACAAGCGCUCAACUCGCCAGACACGAACAUCUUCAAUUAA
Molecule: messenger RNA, 540 nt
Organism: Aphanomyces astaci
Lineage: Eukaryota; Oomycota; Saprolegniomycetes; Saprolegniales; Verrucalvaceae
Exons: 2
Coding region: 1-540 (179 amino acids)
Molecular function (GO): nucleic acid binding
Source: RefSeq, a predicted model, not a curated record